CCUCACACACACAAACUAACACUCCUUAGCAUGCUCUGAAAGGACUUUCAGUAAUCUGCUUGGUAGACUUAACAAAAUCAGCUCUUGGAUAAUAUGUGCAUUCUCUGUAAUCAUUUUUUGUUUGUUUUUUUAUGUUGAUGUUGACAAGAAGUUUUUGCAGCUGCUUCAACAAGAAGAGGAGGUCCUCAUGGCAGAUUCCUGCGUCCCGCUGUGUGCACUCACACACUACAUACAGAGCACAAUGGCACAUGGCUUUCCCGUCUAAAAGGCUUUAAUUACUCGUGUUGAUGAAUCUGGGGAAGACUGCUGGCUUUGUUUCUUGCCUGAGCUCUGAACUGGAUGGUCAGUUUCCAGGGUUACUCUGCAUGAAAGGAGGUGCAAAAACAAGUGGCAUAGAGCAAAUGAGAAAAGUAUACUGGUCUUACUAGCUGACUGAUCUGAGAGAUGGGGGUCUCUAAAAGAGCGCCCGCCACUGAUAAUGUGUCCGAUGAAGGUAGCAAAAAAACCAUGAAAGAUGAUGCAGUUCAUCUCAGGAGGAGGAUAGGGCUGCUGCCAUCCAUUUCCUUCAUCAUUGGCACUGUGGUGGGCAGCGGCAUCUUCAUCGCCCCCAAAGGCGUAUUGAUGAAUUCGGGCAGUGUGGGAUUGUCCCUGCUGGUCUGGGCUCUGUGUGGCGUCCUCUCCACUUUUGGUGCUCUGUGCUAUGCUGAGCUGGGCACAACCUUUACUAAAUCAGGGGGCCAUUACACCUACCUUUUGGAGACUCUGGGGCCCCUGCCUGCAUUCCUGCGACUGUGGACUGAGUUCAUAUUCAUCAGACCUGCAGUGGCUUCCUAUGUGUCUCUGGCUUUUGGCCGUUAUGUAGUGGAGCCGUUUUUCUUGCCGUGUGCCGCUCCGACAGCUCUGGUUAAACUCGUCAGCGUGCUUGGAGUCACGUUUGUGGUGGCAGUGAACUGCUGGAGUGUGUCUUUGGCAGCUCGUACGCAGAUCUCGCUGACCUUCAUCAAGAUGUUUGCUCUGAUUCUGAUCAUCAUCCCGGGCAUCAUGGCUCUGGCCAAUGGGAAAACUGAAAAUUUCCAGAAUGCCUUUGACUCUGAUUCUUUAUCUCUGACCAAACUUCCUUUGGCCUUUUAUUCAGGUCUUUAUGCAUACGGCGGAUGGUUUUAUUUAAAUUUCAUAACCGAAGAGGUAAUUAACCCCAACAGAACCAUUCCAUUGGCCAUCAUUUUCUCCAUGGUUACAGUUACCGUGUGUUACGUUCUGGUCAAUGUGGCUUACUAUACAAUGAUGACCGCAGAUGAGUUACUGAUAUCAGAUGCCGUGGCAGUGACGUUUGCAGGUCGGGCUCUGCAGGGUAUAGCUCCAGCAAUACCCAUAUUAGUCGCUCUUUCCUGCCUUGGAGCUCUUAAUGGAGGCUUUUUUGGUUCACCCAGGAUGUUGUUCGUGGGAGCCAGAGAGGGUCACUUUCCAGUGAUCUUCUCCAUGAUCCAUAUUCGCAGACAAACACCGCUGCCAGCCGUGCUUUUUCUGUAUCCUCUGGUCAUCAUCAUGUUGGCAAGAGGAGAGAUCUUUCAACUGAUCAACUUUGCGUCAUUCUCCCGUUGGCUCUUCAUUGCCAUGGCGACCUUGGGAAUGAUCAUCCACCGCUACAGAUUUCCAGAACAUCCCAGACCGUUCAAGGUCCCUCUAGCAUUUGCCAUGGUCUUUACCAUAGUGUGUUUCUUCAUCGUGGGCCUGUCCUUGUAUUCGGACCCUUGGAACACAGGGGGCAGCUGUGCCCUCACCAUCUCAGGAAUACCUGUGUAUUACCUGACAGUCAAGAAGUCAUAUAUACCUGAACGCUGGAAAAAAUCCUUCAAUUAUAUCAGUCAACAGAUGCAGAUUCUUCUGGAAGUGGCUCAGCAGGAAGUUCAGACCUACUGAUGGAGCAUCACCAAACCAGCGAAAUUCAUGCGCUGAGUGUUGCGAUUGGCGUCAAAGUUUUACAUUUUAGUGGUGCUUGCUAUAACUAUUGCUCAUUUUAACAAACCCCUAACCACCCUACACACUUAAAAACAUAGGUUUCAAUAGGGGGUUUUUACAGUGAUGCCAUAGAAGAACCAUUUUUGGUUCCCCAACGAACCUUACA
Rhinichthys klamathensis goyatoka is the source of this 2125-nucleotide messenger RNA. RefSeq names its product cystine/glutamate transporter. Gene Ontology annotation, molecular function: L-amino acid transmembrane transporter activity. Gene Ontology annotation, biological process: amino acid transmembrane transport. The record is from RefSeq and is a predicted model, not a curated record. Lineage: Eukaryota; Metazoa; Chordata; Actinopteri; Cypriniformes; Leuciscidae. Bases 445 to 1920 code for a protein of 491 amino acids. Gene Ontology annotation, cellular component: membrane. The transcript is spliced from 13 exons.